Molecule: messenger RNA, 576 nt
Organism: Paramecium sonneborni
Lineage: Eukaryota; Ciliophora; Oligohymenophorea; Peniculida; Parameciidae
Source: the annotation of a GenBank genome assembly
AUGAAAAAAUAUUUGAAUUAAUUCAAUAGAAGGUUAUAACAGUUAGGAUUGACUCUAAGAGAUGUUGAUGCAGAUGGAAAUUGUCUUUUUAGAGCUAUUGCUGAUUAACUUACUGGAAACGAAGAAAACUACAAUAAGUAUCGUUGUCUAGCGAUCAAAUCUCUCUAGAAAAAUCAAAAAUUUUUUUCAGAUUUCCUUCCAGAAGAUUCCUCAUUCAAUGAAUAUACAAAAAGAAUGUCCUAAGAUGGAAUAUGGGGAGGACAUCUGGAACUAUAAGCCUUAAGUAAUUCUUUACAAAUAGACAUUGUUGUUCAUACAGUAGAUAAUUAUUACAUCAUAAAAUACAUUCCAAUAAAGAAUUGUUGGUCAUCUCUUAAAGAAAAACUUCAUAUUUAUUUUAACAAGAAGUAAGUUCCGAUAAGGAAAUAAAUACAUAUUGCUUUCCAUUAAGGAAACAAAAUUAUUAAUCAUUAUUAAUCAGUUAGAUUAAUUGACGAUAAUACAAAUAAGCCUGCCAAAUAACCACCAAUUUAUUGUGAAUUAUCUGAAUAAUCAACAACUGAUGAAUCCUAUUGA